Molecule: messenger RNA, 9673 nt
Organism: Mobula hypostoma (lesser devil ray)
Lineage: Eukaryota; Metazoa; Chordata; Chondrichthyes; Myliobatiformes; Myliobatidae
Product: contactin-associated protein-like 5
Exons: 24
Coding region: 5744-9673 (1309 amino acids)
Source: RefSeq, a predicted model, not a curated record
UCAGACACUGGAACACUAGAGGAGACACACGCUUUCAGAGGGAGAACAUACAAACUCCUCGCAGACACUGGAACACUAGAGGAAACACACGCUUUCAGAGGGAGAACAUACAAACUCCUUGCAGACACUGGAACACGAGAGGAAACACACGCUUUCAGAGGGAGAACAUACAAACUCCUCGCAGACACUAGAACACUAGAUGAUACACACGCUUUCAGAGGGAGAACAUACAAACUCCUUGCAGACACUGGAACACGAGAGGAAACAAACACUUUCGGAGAGAGAACAUACAAACUCCUCGCAGACACUGGAACACGAGAGGAGACACACACUUUCAGAGGGAGAACAUACAAACUCCUCGCAGACACUGGAACACGAGAGGAGACACACUCUUUCAGAGGGAGAACAUACAAACUCCUUGCAGACACUGGGAGGAAGUUAAUUCCGAUCGCCAGGGCUGUAAGGCUUUACACUGAUCACUGCACUACUGUGCCACUGUUGAUGAUGGGGUGAAAUUUAAAGCAAAAUUCAAAUUAAUUAGUAAUCCAAAAUUUUAAGCAAGCUGUCAGGAAGUUACUGGAUUGUGUUUGAAAACCUAUCUCCUUCAUAAACAUUACACUGGGUCUUUAUUUGCUUUGGCAGAUUGUAACUCCAAACACACCACUCUGCUAGACUCUCUAAAAUGGUCCUGCAAGCAUUCAGUUCCAAAGUUCAGAAGUAAAUUCAUUUUCAAAGUACAUAUAUGUCACCACACACUACCCUGAGGUUCAUUUUCUUGUGGGCAUUCACAGUAAAUACAGGAAACACAAUAGAAUCAAUGAAAGACUGUACUCACGGGACAAACAACAAAUGUGGCAAAAGGCAGCAAACUGCAAAUACAAAUAAUAAAUAAAUAAGCACUAAAAAUCGAGAACAUCGAGAACUAAAAUGAUGAAACCUGGGUUUCAUCACCUAAGUUACAGAGAAAGGUUGAACAAGUUGGGUCUUUAUUCUUUGGAGCAUAGAAGGUUGAGGGGGGACUUGAUAGAGGUAUUUAAAAUUAUGAGGGGAUUAGAUAGAGUUAACGUGGAUAGGCUUUUUCCAUUGUGGGUGGGGGAGAUUCAAACAAGAGGACAUGAGUUGAGAGUUAAAGGGCAAAAGUUUAGGGCUAACAUGAGGGGGAACUUCUUUACUCAGAGAGUGGUGGCUGUGUGGAACGAGCUUCCAGCAGAAGUGGUUGAGGCGGUUAACAUAGAUGAAGAGUCCUUGAGAAGUGAGUUCAUAGUUUGUGGGAAUAGUUGUAUGUUGGGGUGAGUGCAGAUGAGUGAAUUUAUCCCCUCUCAUUCAACAGCCUGAUGGCUGAGGGGUAAUAACUGUUCCUGAAACACUGCUGUGCUAGUAAUGAGAUACAUCAUGAAGAAAUACAUUUAAAAUAAAGGGCCUUGCAGUUUUUAUGCAUGAACAGAAAGGCCAGCAAGAAGCAUUUUGCAAGGAUCUCUUAGCCAGAACCUUCAGAAAAUGCUGUCCACAGAUAUUCCAUUACACUGCUCACCAAUAAAGAAAUAGAGACACAAGCGACUGCAGGUGCUGAAACGUGGAGCAACAAACAAUCUGCUGGAGAGACUCAGAGGGUCAAACAGAUUCUGUGGGGAAAUAAAUUGUUGAUGCUUUUGGUAAAAGCCUUGCAUUACUGUCCGGAUACUGUUUUUGUACCACAAUGGCUACAAAAAGAAAUGGUGCUUGAUCAUUAUAAAAUCCACACUAAUCAUGCAGACUGAGAUACCACCUGUUUCUUCUGGACAUGUAACACAUUCUCUGUGUGGAUGCUGGAAAUCUAUUGAGAACGUUAAAGUAAAUUUAUUAUCAGAGGCUGUAUACGUCACAGUGAGAUUCAUUUUCUUGCAGGCAUUCAUAGGACAACAAAGAAAUACAAUAGAGUAUGAAAACCUACACACAAAGUCUGACAAAGGGUGAAUCUAAGUAAAACACAAGAGAUACUUCAGGUGCGGCAAAUGUUCAGUAACACAGAAAUCUCGACAUUUCAUAGAAGCUGACUUCAUCUAGCAUGUGGUGAAUGGCAACGAAUUCUACAGAUCCACCAUCCUCUAGCUAAGGAAAUUUCUCCUUAUCCCCCAUUUGCACUUUGCACCACAGUGGGUUUUGUUUCUUCUUUGUAUAAUUUUUGUUGAACAUUUCCAUUUUUCUUCUGAAUGUUCUGAACCUGAUGCUCUGUGCCUGUGAAGUUGAUGCAGGUGAUUUUUUUUUAGUGCACCUGUGUAUAUAUGCAGUUGUGCACACAGGCUCAAUACUGGGUAGUCAAAACUGCCCAACCUAUCACCAGAACCAGAUACCCACUAUCAAGGACAAGUACGCUGAGAGGUGCUGGAAAGCAGCCAGUAACAGCAUGAACGAUCCCACUCACCCUCUUCAUGGACUGUUGGUGCCACUCCCAUCAGGGAGGAAACUACAUAGCAUGCAGGCCAGGAAAAACAGUUUCUUUCCCCAAGUAGUAAGACUGAUCAACACCCCCACCACUAACCCACACCUCCACACCCCCAACAACCAGAACUUUAUCAUUUCCUGUGAGUUGCCUUAUGUGCAGACACUCACUUAAUGGAUACACAAUCAAAUUACGUAUUUAGGCUAUCUUAUAUGCAUUUAUAUUUAUUGUUUUAUCAUUAUUGUGUUCUUUAUCUCAUUGUGCUAUCUUAUCAGAGCUGGAGUAACAAUUAUUUCAUUCCCCUUUACACUGGUGUACUGGGAAUGAUAUUAAACCAUCCCGAAUCAGACACUUUGGCAGUAUGUUUAUUGAAUGAGUAUUUCCUGUGUAACUCCGUGCAGACUUUCGCUACUGACUAAUGUUGUGUAAACAGGUUACUCCAUUAAAAUAUACAGCACCCCUUCAAAGCCGGUGCGCCAGUGGAACCAGAAAGGGGAGAUGUUAGCAUUGUGUCACAGAGUCAGAGGCAGGUGAAUGGGAAUGCAUGUGGUGAACACUGCGUUAAGAUGGACUGUGCCGCGGGCUCGCUGUCGGUUUGCCUGGAGUGAUCAGGGUACGUCAUUUCUCCUUAUCCACGCUGGUAAUCCAAUCCGGAAACAUAAUGACAGUGCAGACAAUCAGAAGGCAAGGUAUUCCUCCUAAAAUAGGCGAUGGUGCAACGUCCAUCGGAUAUAAACACAAGAGAUUCUGCAGAUGCUGGAAAUCCAGAGCAGCACACACAAAAUGCUGGAGGAACUCAGCAGGUCAGGCAGCGUCAAAGGAGGGCAAUAAACAUCGGGGGAAUUACUUUGGACAUUAUUUGAUGGACUUCUAAGUUGGGAGGGGGAUGGGAUGAGAAGGGGGUUGUUGCAGGAACAAGGACGUGAAAACUUUAUGCGUUAUUCAAUAAACACGAGUUAGUAUUAACAGAUUGCGUCCACAAGCUCUAAUUCAACAUUUAUACUGUGUUUAAUUGUCACCUCACUGGGCUUUGGGCCACAAUGGGCGGCGCAUAAUUAAACGUUUGAGUUAAGUAAGAUUCAUAAUAACCCAUUAGGGCUAAUUCAAAAGGAUGACCCCAUCACGUAGCGCUUAUGAAUGAAAGUUCCAAUAGCGAAAGGGCGAAGAUGGACCCGGUGUAUUUUUAGCAACAUCACCAAGCGUACACAGCUCAGUAAAAAACCUUCCCGGCAGAUUAAAGGAGGUGAGAAUGCGGUCCGGAGAAGGGAAGGCACGGUCAAGCGACAGGCUGCGCCGAGAAUACAUUUCAGCUCGUUAGCUGACGUUCCUCGCUCAACGGGCCCCGGCAUCAAUUGACUCCUCUGCGUUGAAUGUAUUAAUUAUAUUAUGGUUAUUAUUCUAUUUUGAUGUGAGCAUGCCCACAGGAAAAUGAAUUUCAGGGUAGUCUGUAGUGACAGAUACCUCGAUAGUAAAUUUACUUUGAUCUUCAAUUUAGUUACCGGUGACACCUACUUAAACAGCUUCACUCUGCUCCAAUGCAGCCAAUGAAAUGUUAAGGUAGUGUAGUCAGUAUUGUAGUGCAGAGUAUGAGGUAGACAACUUUUUUCCCCCGUAAACUCCCCAAAAAUACAAGAGAUUCUGCCGAUGCUGGAAAUCCAGAGUAACCCGCAAAACGUUGGAGGAACUCAGCAGGUCAGGCAGCGUCUACGGAGACGACGCUUCGGGCCAAGACCCUUCAGGACUGGAAAGGAAGGGAGAAGAAGCCAGCUUUUCUGACUGGAACAUCGACUGUUGCUCUCCAUAGAUGCUGCCUGACAUGCUGAGCUCUUCCAGUAUUUUGUCGUGUGCUUCAGCGUCGUGUGAUAAUCAGCAAGUUCAUUAAUCAACGACUAACAGGAAAGGGAACUUGUAAAACAACAAACAAAAAAAAACACAAUUGGAUGAGUCUUUGCCCCAUCCUGAAAUCAUACACCUGGGAAUAGUCCUGUUUUGAUGUCCGGUGCGAUGGUCAGCACCUCCGGCGGUGUGGCUGCCACACUGACUGGAGUUCCAGCCACGAUCCCGGAGCCUAAAUCUCUGCCAGUACUCGCAGACUUUGAGACGAGGGCGUUACCUAGGGCGCGCACUUUCCAUAAAACAGAAGACGAGAUGGGCCGAAGGGCUAGUUUCAGAAUAAGAGCAGUUUUAGGGCGUUCGGCCCAUCGAGUCUACUCCCCCAUUCAAUCAUGGCAGAUUUAUUACCCAUCAACCCUUAUUCUCCUGUCUCCUCCUCGUAACCUUUGACGACCUUUAAUAUCCCCAAUGACUUGUCUUCUACAACCGUCUGUGGCAAUGAAUUCCCCCCGCCUAAAGUAAUUCCUCCUCAUCUCUGUUGUAAAUGGGCUGUCUAUUCAAAUGGGAUCUAUCACAGCGCCAUACAGCACAGACAGUUCGGCCCAACUCGUCGAUGUUGAGCAAAAUGCUCUUCUAAGAUAGUCCAACGUGCCACGUUUGACCCGUAUCUCUCUAGCCCUUUCCUGUCCACAGAGUGUGUUGGCUGAGUGGAACGCACUGCCAGUUGGUAGAGGGAGAUACAGAAGGGGAUAUAAGAGACUCUUAGAUCGGCACAUAGAUGAUAGAAAAAUGAACGGGUAUAGGGAAGGGAAGGGUUAAAUUGAUCUCAGGCUAAAGGGUCCGAACAACAUCUUGGACCUAAGGGGCUGUACUCUUCUGCGUUCUAAAUCUAUCUGUGCCUUUAAACAUUGUAUUGCACCUGCCUCGGCCACUUCUUAAGGCAGCUUGUUCCAUAUACCCUCCGCUCUCAGUGUCUGGAAAACCUGGUACUGUAUUUGAAUCCCGCUACCGUGUUGGAGAAACUGGUGGGUUAAUUAAGAGUUAAUUGGUCGGAGUCUCCACUAAUGUUACGCACAGGAACCAGCCCAAGUGACGGGGUUCCUUGGGAGAAUCUGUACUCGCCUGGAAGUUGCGGGGCAACUUAUUCAGUGUGGAAGUGGGCGAGGGAUUAGGUUCACGUGUUCCUGCCUCUCCGCAUUGGACGGAGUGUUUUGCAGACCGGUGCGCUGUGGCUGCCGUUUGCCUUGCACAGUCUGGCUGCGUGCACUCAUUCAAGAGGCGCUGCGCGAUCCUAGUUGAUGCGCGACUCCCGGGGCAGCUGAUUACAAGCGAACGUGUAGCGACACAGCUGCGUGAGGAGAGAGGGGGAGGGAGGGGACAGGGAGAGCAAUUGAAGGAAUAUCAAAGAAGCGGAGGUGUGCAGACGCGGAAUGGCAUGGUAAGGAGCGGAGAGUUGCUGUACUGAUCCCUCUAGCCCGCUCUUCGCUGAAGAUGGACUCGGUCGAGCUUCGCCUCGCUCUCCCCUUGAUCGUUUACUGUUGGCUGAACAUCGCGACCGCUUACUCGCAUAACUGUGACAGUCAACUGGUGUCAGAUUUGCUUCGCUGGGCCUUCAACUCCUCUUCAGAGUUCUCAAGCAGCCACAGCCCCGGCUACGCAAAGCUGAACAGAAGAGAUGGUGCUGGUGGAUGGUCGCCUUUGGAAUCUAACAAAUACCAGUGGUUGCAGAUGGAUCUCGGUGAGAGGACGGAGAUCACUGCAGUAGCUACUCAAGGCCGCUAUGGGAGUUCGGAUUGGGUGACGCGCUACCUGCUGAUGUUUAGUGAUAUGGGAAGGAACUGGAAGCAGUAUCGUCAGGAAGACAGCAUUUGGGCCUUCACAGGAAAUUCCAACGCAGACACGGUAGUGCACCACAAGCUGCAAAACCCAAUCAAAGCCAGAUUCCUUCGUUUCAUUCCUCUGGACUGGAAUCCCAAUGGAAGAAUUGGAAUGCGGGUUGAACUUUAUGGCUGCUCCUACAAAUCUGAUGUUGCUGACUUCGAUGGAAUGAGUUCCAUGUUCUACAGAUUCAACCAAAAGAGCAUGUCCUCAUUGAAGGACGCGGUCCUCUUGAAGUUUAAGACGAUGAGAAGUGAUGGUGUGGUUCUGCAUGGUGAGGGACAACAGGGAGACCACAUCACUCUGGAGCUGAAGAAAGGCAAGCUCUCACUGGAGAUUAAUUUAGGUAACACAGCUCUGCAAGAUGCUAGUGACCAUUCCUCCAUUACACUGGGCAGUCUCCUUGAUGAUCAGCACUGGCAUUACAUUGCAGUUGAACGCAAUAAGAAGCAAGUGAACUUCACUGUUGAUUCAGACACACAACAAUUUCAGACUAAAGGAGAGUCUGAUCUUUUGGAUCUUGACUAUGAGCUCAGCAUUGGAGGGAUGCCAAUUCCGGGAAAGUCGAUGCCAUCUCUGAGGAAGAACUUCCACGGCUGUAUUGAAAAUCUCUAUUACAACGGAGUGAACAUUAUUGAUCUGGCCAAGCGACACAAACCUCAGAUACACAUUGUGGGAAACGUUACAUUUUCCUGCACGGAGCCACGUAUUGUUCCGGUCACAUUCAUGACAGCCAGUAGUUACUUGAUGUUGCCAGGAAUGCCGCAAAAGGAAGAGAUAUCAAUAAGCUUUCAGUUUCGCACCUGGAACAAGGGUGGGCUGCUGCUCUACAACAAGCUACAUGAAACAUCAGGAGUUGUGCAGAUUCACCUCAGUGAUGGGAAACUGAAAGUAACGGUUCAAAAAUCAGGGAGCCAGGCUGACAUCACAACAGGUGACAAUCUGAAUGAUGGACAAUGGCACUCCAUCCAUUUGAGCACCAGACGGAAUCACGUCAGUGUCUUGCUGAAUGGUGAAGCUUCCCCCACUUCUCACUUGACCAUGCAGACAUCCUUGUACUCAGGAAGCAGCUACUACUUUGGAGGCUGCCCUGCAAACACCAUUGAUGAUGAAUGCUCCAAUGCCAUUGGUCCGUUUCAAGGUUGCAUGCGACUGUUCUCAAUAGACAACCAGCCAGCAAAUCUCAUUCUGGUACAGCAGGGUAUGCAAGGUAACUUCAGUGACCUCCAGAUAGACCUGUGUGGCAUCGUGGACAGGUGUUUACCAAAUUACUGUGAACAUGGAGGAAAAUGCUCUCAAUCCUGGACUACGUUCUACUGUGACUGCACAGGGACGGGCUACACAGGGGCUACCUGUCAUAACUCCAGGUACAAGCAAUCCUGUGAGUCGUACAAACAUACAGGGAACACAUCAGGUUUCUUCUCCAUUGAUCCCGAUGGCAGUGGCCCACAGGCGCCCCUGCUUGUCUACUGUAAUAUGACAGAGGAUAGAACCUGGACCAUAAUUCAGCACAAUAACAUGAGGGAAACAAAAUUGCAAGGUUCUCCCAAAGCCGACAGGCCUUACAUAGCAUCCUUCAACUACAGUGCCAGUAUGGAGCAGCUGAAAACCAUGAUUAACAGUGUGGAACACUGCGAACAGGAAAUUUCCUACCACUGUAAGAACUCUCGUCUCCUGAAUACACCAGAUGGAGCACCAUUCACCUGGUGGAUUGGGAGGACCAAUGAGAAACAAGCUUACUGGGGUGGUUCUCCACCUGAACUUCAGAAAUGUGCCUGUGGAUUGGAGGAUAGCUGCUUGGACACGAAUUAUCAGUGUAACUGUGAUGCUGGCAGAGAUGAAUGGACCAAUGAUACAGGGAUCCUUUCAUACAAAGACCACUUGCCUGUGACUCAAAUUAUUAUUGGAGACAUUAACAAGAUGAACUCAGAAGCUAUCUUCAAGCUUGGACCGUUACGAUGCCAUGGUGAUGGCAAUUACUGGAAUGCAGCUUCAUUUAACACUGAGUCCUCGUAUCUCCAUUUCUCAACGUUCCAUGGGGAACUAAGCGCAGACAUUACAUUUUUCUUCAAAACUACAGCUUCCUCGGGGGUUUUCCUGGAGAACCUGGGAAUAAAGGACUUCAUAAGGAUUGAGCUGAAUUCCCCAAUGGAAGUGCUGUUCUCCUUUGAUGUGGGCAAUGGUCCUUCCGAGAUCACUGUGAAGUCAGCCACACACUUGAACAACCAUCAGUGGCAUUACGUUAGAGUGGAGCGAAAUAUCAAGGAGGCAUCCCUUCAAGUGGAUCAUCUGCCAAGAAAGGUUCAGGAAGCCCCGGCUGAUGGACAUAUCCACUUACAACUCAACAGCCAACUCUUUGUUGGAGGAACAGCAUCAAGGCAGAAAGGAUUCCUUGGCUGCAUCCGGUCCCUGCAAUUAAAUGGAGUAACUCUUGAUCUUGAAGAGAGAGCGAAAAUGACCCCUGGGGUGAAGCCAGGAUGCCCUGGACACUGCAGCAGUUAUGGCAACCUGUGCCACAAUGGCGGGAGGUGUAUUGAAAAAUAUAAUGGCUACUCCUGUGACUGUGGCCACUCUGCCUACAACGGGCCGUUCUGUAAGAAAGAGGUUUCUGCCCUCCUGGAAGCUGGGACGUCAGUGAUCUACAACUUCCAUGAAUCGUAUGGAAUUACUCGGAAUACUAGCACCCAUCUGUCUGCCAUCUACUCUGAUCUGACUCUUUCAAGGGAGAACAUUGCUUUCAGCUUCCGGACAACACACAUCCCCAGCGUACUGCUUUACGUGGACUCCUACUAUCAGGAAUAUAUGGCAGUGGUUCUGUCCAGUAAUGGGAGUCUACAGAUCAGGUACAAACUGGAUAACAAUAAGGAUCCCAGUACCAUCAGCAUCGAUGACAGAAGUUUGGCAAAUGGACAACUGCACAGCGUGAAAAUUGAUCGGGAAGGGAGAGACAUAUAUGUUCAGAUUAACCAAUUCCUGGCACUGAGGUUCAACCUGUCAUUGGGGACUGAUGUGGAAUUCAAUGGCGUGAAAUCCCUGACCCUUGGCAAGAUUACAGGUGGUAACGGGAUGGACAAGGAACUACGGAAGGCCAACAUGUGGGGAUUUAUUGGCUGCCUUUCUACCGUGCAGUUUAACGGGAUGGCUCCACUGAAGGCAGCCCUACGGCUACACAGUUCAGAUCCCGUCGAGGUCAAAGGGCAUCUGUCCAAGUCACGGUGCGGUAUUUCCGGAUCGACUGGUUCGAGGACAGUCACGACAAUGCACCCACUGACAGAGCACGCUGGGACAAUUGAGGAGGGCAAGCUGCUAACCAAUGCAUUCAGGAGCGACUCUGCAGUCAUUGGAGGUGUGAUAGCGGUGGUGAUCUUUGUCAUCCUCUGCAUCAUGGCUGUCAUGGGGCGUUUGUUGUACAAGCACAAAGGCACAUACCAUACUAAUGAAACAAAAAGGGCAGAAUAUGCUGAGCCUACAGAUGCCACACUGAAGAACCAUCCCAAUUACCAGGAUUCUCUAAGUGAAGACAAGAAAGAGUAUUUCAUCUGA